AUUUUUUAUCAUCAAUCAUAAUAAUGAGGAUUGCUGUAGAAGGUUGUGCUCAUGGAGAACUGGAAAUCAUAUACGACACAAUUCUACAAUUGGAAAAAAUUGAUGGUAAAAAGAUAGAUUUAUUGAUUUGUUGUGGAGAUUUUCAAUCAACGAGAAAUUUAAACGAUCUGCAUUGCAUGGCCGUACCAGACAAGUACAAAGACAUGUGUACAUUUUACAAAUAUUAUUCUGGGGAAAAAAUUGCUCCAAUACUGACGAUAUUUAUAGGUGGUAAUCAUGAGGCUUCAAAUUACCUUCAAGAAUUACCUUAUGGGGGUUGGGUCGCUACUAACAUUUAUUACCUGGGAUACGCAGGCGUAAUAAAUGUAGCAGGAAUAAGGAUAGCUGGAAUUUCAGGAAUAUACAAAAGCCAUAAUUGGAUGCAGGGUCAUUAUGAAAAGCCUCCGUACACAGACAAAACUCUAAGAAGUGUUUAUCAUACCCGGAAUUUAGAAAUAUUUAGAAUAAAACAGAUUAGCAGCCAUAUCGAUAUAUUUUUAUCCCAUGAUUGGCCCAGUGGAAUAACAAAAUAUGGCAAUGAAGCGGUAUUGCUAAGAAAGAAGCCGUAUUUUAGAGAAGAUAUUGCAAAUGACGCACUAGGAAGUCAACCGUUCAUGGACUUGCUGCAGCACCAUUAUCCGUCUUAUUGGUUUGCUGCUCAUCUACAUUGUAAAUUUGCUGCCAUAGUUCCUGAAGAAAAUGGCAAAAGAGUUACAAAAUUUUUGGCACUCGACAAGUGUUUACCAAAACGAAAGUUUCUUCAGGUUUUAGAAAUUAAACACGAUGAUAGUUUACCGUUGAAAAUUUCAUACGAUUUGGAAUGGUUGACAAUAUUAUUUCUUACCAAUCACUUAUUGAGCGUUAGACAUGGACUACAUUACAUGCCAGGUCCUGCUGGAAAUGGGAGAUGGAUUUAUACACCAUCCACCGCAGAAAAAGAAAAUGUUUUGAAGAAAUUUAAUCACGAUUUAGAAGUUCCUGAUAAUUUUAAAUGCACUGUACCAUCUUAUAGACCAGAAUCCCCUGAUUCGCGGACUAAAAAGUCAGUUAAACUUCAAAUAAACCCCCAAACAACAGAGUUCUGUAACCUGUUGGGGAUUGAUGAUCCAGUAGUUUUAUUACAAAUGGUGGAUGCAGGCCGUACAGAAUCAAAAUCUGAUGAUGAGUCAAGUACUGAUAUAUCAAAUAUGAGGCACGAAUCUAGAGACGUGUCUCAAACAUCUAUAGAAGAAGACUCCGAAAAAUUUUCCCUUAGUGAAGACAAUGAUGCGGAAGGAAUGAUUGAAUUUGAGGCAUCAUUUACAGUUCCAUCGCCAUCAAAAAAUUUAGACUUGCCUAGUGAACAAGAAGAGAGUGCUGCAGUAAACGUCACCACAGAAGAUGAAUUACAGAUUCCUAAUAUGGAUGGUAAUGACUCUGUGCAAAUGGAACCUAAUUGUAAAAAAUUCAAAAGACGAAAUUACUCUAUAUAUUCUUCAACUUUGUAAGUACUACACACGUACAAUUUGUAAUUUGAAUAUUUGAAUAAAUUCGUUUUUACCUA
Molecule: messenger RNA, 1582 nt
Organism: Diprion similis
Lineage: Eukaryota; Metazoa; Arthropoda; Insecta; Hymenoptera; Diprionidae
Gene: ldbr
Product: lariat debranching enzyme
Exons: 5
Coding region: 24-1526 (500 amino acids)
Biological process (GO): mRNA splicing, via spliceosome
Cellular component (GO): nucleus
Molecular function (GO): RNA lariat debranching enzyme activity
Source: RefSeq, a predicted model, not a curated record